Molecule: messenger RNA, 2223 nt
Organism: Equus quagga
Lineage: Eukaryota; Metazoa; Chordata; Mammalia; Perissodactyla; Equidae
Gene: SH3YL1
Product: SH3 and SYLF domain containing 1
Exons: 11
Coding region: 318-1562 (414 amino acids)
Cellular component (GO): ruffle membrane
Molecular function (GO): phosphatidylinositol binding; protein binding
Source: RefSeq, a predicted model, not a curated record
GGGGCAGGUCCAGGGGGUCCGCGGAGUGCGCGGGGCCGGCCCGGCCAUGCUUUCCUGGGGUUCAGGUCGACGUCCCCGCACUAGGGGCCGCGCGGCUCGCACGUGAGCCCCGCAGUGGUGGCCGAGCGGGUCGGCCCGGGGCGGGGUCCCCGAGACCCCAUCCCGCCCCCGGUGCCUGGGCGGAACCCCCGCGCGCCACCGUCCGCCCCGCGGCGUGGCCGUUGGCCGGGGUCGCCCCCGCUCUGAAAGGUGGGGCGCUCUGGAAGCCGCCGUGGGUGGGGGCCGAGCCGGGUCAUCCCCGCCGCUGCCGAACCCGGAUGUUUCGGUCCUGCGAACGCGCGCGCUGGCCGGCGCUGGCCCGCCCCUCACCUGCGCCAGGUGCGCGCCCGCGGCCCUCCCCCGGAGGCGUGGCGAGCGGCGCGCUCUCCUCUUCCAGGUCGGCGUCCGCGCUCGAGGGGCGCCUGCGGACCCGCUCGGCCGCGAUGAAUAACCCUAUACCUUCCAAUUUGAAAUCAGAAGCAAAAAAAGCUGCUAAAAUCCUAAGAGAAUUCACGGAAAUAACUUCCAGAAAUGGACCUGAUAAGAUCAUUCCUGCCCACGUGAUUGCGAAGGCCAAGGGCCUCGCGGUUUUGUCUGUGAUCAAAGCUGGGUUCCUGGUGACGGCGCGAGGAGGCAGUGGGGUCGUCCUGGCGCGUCUUCCGGAUGGGAAAUGGUCUGCACCUUCCGCCAUCGGGAUAGCUGGGCUUGGCGGAGGAUUUGAAAUAGGAAUUGAGGUUGUUAGAAGACUGGAGGGGACAGUUGCAUGGAACCUCAGCACAUGCGUGGUAUCGGAUUUGGUAAUAAUCUUGAAUUAUGACAGAGCAGUAGAAGCUUUUGCAAAAGGUGGUAACUUAACCCUUGGCGGGAAUUUCACUGUGGCGGUCGGGCCCUUGGGAAGGAACUUGGAAGGGGACAUCUCCCUGAGGAGCUCUGCUGCUGUCUUCACGUACUGCAAGUCCAGGGGCCUCUUCGCUGGCAUCUCUCUAGAGGGGAGCUGCUUGAUUGAAAGGAAAGAAACGAAUCGAAAAUUUUAUUGUCAAGAGAUCCGGGCUUAUGACAUUUUAUUUGGAGACAUACCGCGGCCCGCUCAAGCAGAAGAUCUUUAUGAAGUUCUUGAUUCCUUUACUGAAAAGUAUGAAAAUGAGGGACAACGCAUCAACAUGAGGAAAGCGGAGAGAGAACAGAGGAAGGCAGCGGCUAAAGAGUUACCUCCAAAACCACUGUCGAGACCACAGACGUCAUCUGCUCAAGUCCAGCUGAACUCCGGCUCUCAAAGUAACAGAAAUGAAUAUAAGCUCUAUCCUGAACUUUCCAGCUAUCACGAGAAAGUUGGCAACUUGAAUCAACCCAUAGAAGUCACAGCACUAUAUUCUUUUGAAGGACAACAGCCAGGGGAUUUGAAUUUUCAAGCUGGAGACAAAAUCACUGUUAUAUCAAAGACGGAUUCACAUUUUGAUUGGUGGGAGGGAAAGCUUCGAGGACAAACUGGCAUUUUUCCAGCCAACUAUGUUACGAUGAAUUAAAAUUUAUGUUAUUCCUUGAGAACUACAAAAAAAUUAUUUCUAUACUGACAGGAUUUACUAUCUGGUUAAGCAAUGAUUAAUAUAAGUUUAAAUAUACUUCUGUUUGUUCCAUAAACUUUUAAUCCAGUAUGUAAAAAAUUUUCUAUAUAUAAAUAAAUGGUUAACUUACAUAUGUUUAGAUACUUUGUACUAAUUUUAUCACAUGUACCAUUUAAUAGUUAAUAUCUUCCAAUUAUAUGGCCAGUUUUUUGUGUUAAUUUUCAUACAUCACAAACACUUGAUUUGGCUGUGUCUGUGGUAACCAUUUAUUUUAAUUUGAGAAGUCUAAGGGUAGGGCAUGAAUACCAGUUCAUAUAUUUCUAUUUGCAAAGUGACUGGAGAAGGAGAAAUCAGCUUAAGUAGGAGAUUAAGUAAUACUUAGAGUUGUAGAUAUUAACUAGAAUAUGAAUCCUUAGAAAGUACCUUUCUACCUUCAAAAUUGUAUAUAGACAUUUAUAGUAGAAACAUGCUAUUACAAAGAAGUUCAACCACUAUGCAUUAAAAAAAGAUGUAUCUGUUAACUUUUCUUCGUAGGAGGUUAUGUCUGUUCGUUUCUAGCAGUAGAAUCAGCUUAUGUUGACAUGGUUCAGUUGUCUCUAAAUAAAUGUUUUUAAAAUGCUAA